AUGAGUCGCCCAUACCAUGACGACCACAGCGGUGGCAUUCCGCAAUACUGCCACCCCGACCAACAACAGCAACCACACCAUCACCACCAACCACCUCCGCCUCGACAGCGACCAGCCGGUCACAACUCGAGUCGCAUACCUCAACCCACUUACGCCGCGCAAGAUCGCAGGCGCAACCAGCCGCACAUGAACCCCGCACACUCGACCGCCUCACCUGGUAGAGGGCAGCGACACCACCAGGAACCGUACCACCCCGAACAGUCAGCAUGGGAUGCAUCACAGAAUCUGUACGAAGGAAGUGCUUUCGAAGAGGGUUACGUCCAGCACGAUCAAUGGCCGCUCCCGGCCGAGCCUUCGCCGCAACCUUCACCACGAGACGCACACGCUUCAUCCAAUGUCAACAGCAGUCCGCGGAAACCACCUCGAAGACCUCAACGACCAGACGAGUCACCACUGUCGGAGAAUCGUCGCCCAAGUCGUGAGUCGCCAAGAGGUAUACCUCGGGUUGCAGAGCAGCCACCCCCUAUCGCUCCUCUGCAGCCAUCACAUCAUGGUAGCGGCCAAUGGACGGGAGACGGUUAUGCUUACACGGCGCCCAUGCAUCCUCCCCCGAGCCGACCUCUGCCACCGACUACUGCUGGUGGACAAUCUGGAAUACCUCAAUACGUAACUCCACCCAUACCGCAGCAAGCAGUGUAUGGACAUGCGAACAGACGGCCACCUCUUGGUCCGCCACCUUCAGCGCGUCGCGGUCCUCCCACCUACUACCCACAAGUCGGACCGGUACACCCAAUAGCAGAAGAGACGGACAGCAUGCGCGGCAGCAUCAAGACUGGCAGCGUACGUACAGGUGACCACAACAGCAAGACUUCGUUCGCGAGCAGCAAUGCCAUUCCGAUCGGAAUACCCCAAUUCUACGUCGAUGACCGUGAUGCACGUCCUAGCAUUGGUGGGAAUUCGACCACCGCCGGCGGCCGCCCUUCCACCCCGACAGACUUCAGAGAUGCGGACGAUCAAUUUGUGGAUGAAGAACCUGGCCGUCGACUCGAGAACUCUGGCUUCGCAGAGGAUGAGCCAGUGAGAGAUCAGCACAGCCCGGUCCUGGUGCGACAGGCUAGUAUUGGCAAGAGGAGCAAACCAACCCUAGUGAACCAAAAGAGCGGCGAUCAUAUCCGCAAGACUUCCACCGAUAGUGCAGGAGUCGCAAGCCUGCCAUCUCGGAAGCAAAGCAGAAGAGCGUCGAAAGAGCCUCCACCAGUGAUGAUUGACACGCAGCAUGGAAUCGAUGCUCUAUAUGCCCGGGCAAGCUCAAGAACCAUGCCGGAAGGUCAAGCUGGACCUGGUGCACACGACUCAGACAAAGCGGGUGAUGGCAAUAAGCCUCGCAAUGCCCUCGCGAUCCUCACUGGCGGGAAGCCGAACGAAGAGACGCGUAAAGGUGCGCGUAGUAAUACAUCGGAGGGCGAUUUGAGAUCUGGCACUGGUCUCCUGGACGUCUCCUCCGAUGAAUCCGAGAGCGAUCUCAGAAAGCAGCGUUCUCGAGAACUGCUUGGAGCUGCGCUCACCACUACACUCUUUCCUGAGAAAGAACGAAUACCUUCGCCUCUUGCACCAACUGAGGACCAACGUGUCAAUCAUAUUCUGACCAGCCUGGAGAAAGGCGGUGCAAUCACAUCCGAGGAAGCCGAUGAGCUUAAGAAGCCCAUGGGCGGACUCUCUGAUCGCAGCAACAAGCGACGACCACCUCGACUUGACGUCGAUGCUGUCCGUGACGCCGAAGCGCGCGGCUCACUGACCAGCCUACCUGACCUCAUCAAGCGUGCUACCAAGCUGGCAUCGAAUUUGGAUCGUGGCAAGACUGCCAGUAGACUUGGCAUGGGCCAUUGGCUGGAAGGUGCUCCAGACGCCGAGAAGCGACGAUCUGGAAGCAUUGCCGACAUGCUCAAUGCUUUCCCACCUCCACAAACGUCCACCUCACGAGAGUCGCGCAAUGGCUGGCGCAACUCACGCCUGCGACACUCUGAGCUCCCCAGCGAUAGCGACGCUGGAGGACCGAAGAAGGCCAGACGAAGAUGCUGCGGUAUGCCAUUGUGGGUUUUCAUCCUGGUCAUGAUCCUUCUCUUCCUGCUGGUGGCGGCUGCAGUCGUUGUGCCGGUCAUGUUGUUGGUCUAUGUUCCGAGUCAAAACAAGGACAGCAGCAGCAGCAGCAGCACGGCGAAGCAAUGCGAGCAGGUGACAUGUUACAAUGGCGGUGUCAAUGUCGUCGGCCGCAGCGAUCAGUGUCGGUGCGUGUGCACAAAUGGGUACACUGGGCCACAUUGUUCGGUGAUGUCGGCCCAGGGUUGCACAAGAAUCUCGAUCGGAUCAGACGAGGCCACUGUUGGUGAAGCUGUUCCUCGACUUCUUCGAAGCGCAGCGAGCAACUUCAGCGUUCCGCUUGAUGGGCAAGAAGUGCUUGGCAUGUUCUCGCAAAACAAUCUGGACUGUGCUGCGCAGAAUGCGUUGGUUUCUUUCAAUAGUGCUUCGAGCAAGCGAUUGAUGGUCGACAUCACCGUCGAGCAUGUCAAUAAGCGACAGGAUCCAGCAACCACCAACGGCAUGGUAACCGCAGGUGGCUCAGCCACCGCCACGACCUCACCUUCAGCUACCGCGACUUCUGCUUCGGGAACAAAUGCUAACUCGACUGAUCGCAUAGCUGACGAUACUGCUCUUGACUUCGCUCGCGUCACUGUGCUCUACGUCCUGCAAGAGACUCAGGACUUGGGGAGAGCGGAUGGCGCGCAGAUGGCACUGCAAGAUUACUUCCGUGGCACUGUAGUCGACGGAGACGCUCCAAACGCACACGACAUCUCUCUCGGCGGCGGUAUCAGCUGCAGCGUCGCAGACUACCGCAUCACCCUCAGCAACGGCACCACAGUCGGCGGCGGAAGCGGCAACAGCAGCACCGGCAGCUAA
Molecule: messenger RNA, 2955 nt
Organism: Fulvia fulva
Lineage: Eukaryota; Fungi; Ascomycota; Dothideomycetes; Mycosphaerellales; Mycosphaerellaceae
Exons: 1
Coding region: 1-2955 (984 amino acids)
Source: RefSeq, a predicted model, not a curated record